AUUGGUCGGACGAUUGAUAAGUUGGACUGAUGCUAGGUUGGACAGUUGAUAGGUCGGACGGUUGAUUGGUCGGACGGGACGGUUGAUAAGUUGGAUGGUUGAUAAGUUGGACGGUUGAUUGGUCGGAGGGUUGAUUGGUAGGACGGUUGAUUGGUCGGACGGUUGCUAAGUUGGAUAGUUGAUAGUCUGGACGGUUGA
Eurytemora carolleeae is the source of this 198-nucleotide messenger RNA. RefSeq lists its product as uncharacterized. Lineage: Eukaryota; Metazoa; Arthropoda; Copepoda; Calanoida; Temoridae. The transcript has 2 exons. The annotation marks the transcript as partial. The record is from RefSeq and is a predicted model, not a curated record.